AAAGGAUUUCCUAGAGAUUUUUUUUUUACUUAGAAAGAGAUUUAUUGUAGUUAAUUGAUAUAUUUGUUAAUAAAGAAAAAGGUUAAUGAUCCCGGUAAAUUUAAUAUAUAAGGAGUGUAAUUUGCAAUAGAUAUUAUAAAGUAAAAUUCAUCCAAGACACAAAAACAUGCCACCAAAACCUCGACCAAAAAAGCUUCCAAAAGUGAAGUUACCAUCCAAAGCAUUCCCUCCACAAGUUUCAAUGCCAGUUACGUUACAAGAAAAUUCAUCAUCAAGUGGUUUAGAUCCAGAAGCAGAAGAUAAAUUUGAAUUAGAAUUAUGCUGGUGUGUUCAACAGUUGGAAUUAAGCCUUCAAAAUGGUAAAAUUUCUGAUAAGCAUGUAAAAAAUACUCAAAAGAAUUUAAAUCUAUUGAAAAGCAAUACAGUUCCUCUGAUUCAAAAAAGACAAAUCAUGAGGAAUACAUUUGGAGACUAUCGAGAGAAAAUGCUCCAAGAAGAAAAAAAACAUGGAAAGAUUGCAUCAACAGCUAAAUUUUCCACUUCAAAAGAAAAGAAUCAGAAAGCUUUGUUUGUUAGGAAAGCUCAUUCCACUAAUAGUAUCCAUAAACAUGAAACAAAUGAAUUAAAUAGCACAAAUGAUGAGCAUAAACAAAUUAGUAGUGAAAAUUCUGUUAAUUUAUCAUCAUUAUUUAGCAAAAAUACAUCUAAUAAUCCAUUUGUUUUUAACUUCAAUCUUCCUAAUCAAAAUCAAGAAUGAAAUGAAUAUAAUAAAAGUGAUUAAUAAUUUUUUAUGUACAUAUACUAAGUAUUUUAUAUCAUUAAUUUUUAUAAAAUUAAUUAUAUAACCUUUAAGGCAGAAAAACAAUUGUCUAAGCUCUGAGUAAGGCAGAAAAUAUUUUAGACUUCUGCUACAGUACAGUAGAUCAAUUAAAUUGUAAAAUUCUUGAUCAUUUUGCACUCAGGCCUGAUGAUGGUAAAAAGUAUCAGUAAAAUAUCGCCCAAGUUCUAAUUAAUAAAUAAAGGUGUCCAUAUAAUGAAUUAGGAAAGCGUCGAGUCAAAUUAUUUUUCAAUAGACAUAAUUAUCUUUUUUAUUAAAAAUUGAUUCAGACUUAGAGCCAUUUUUUUAAUAUAAAUAAACAUUUUGUAAACUGUUCCAUUUAUAUAUUAAUUACUAUAUUACCUUUCGAAUAAGCCAAUUUAUUUAAUUUUUGUUUAAGUGCAUUUUUCUCGAAAAUUUUUUUAAUUUAAUAAUUUAAUAAGCUCUAUUUCAAAUGCUUGAUGUAUCUAACGGUUCAUCCAAGGUACUUCUGUAGCGCAACUGCGGUAAACGUGGUUACAACAUAUAUGUAUACAGCUGAGUGAGUGAUCCAGAGUGACGUGAUUUUGUGUCAGAAAUAAGUAAAAAUUAUUUAAAACCACAUCAUGAGCCAGGACGUAAUUACUGCUGUUGAAAAUCUUGGUAUCCAGGAUGAAAAGGCA
This is a messenger RNA of Chelonus insularis, 1479 nucleotides long. Its product is annotated as UPF0488 protein CG14286. The transcript has 2 exons. The record is from RefSeq and is a predicted model, not a curated record. Bases 167 to 757 code for a protein of 196 amino acids. Lineage: Eukaryota; Metazoa; Arthropoda; Insecta; Hymenoptera; Braconidae.